CAUCCUGUCAUUUACCCUUCGUUGGAAUCGAAUGAUAUCGAUAUUAUUCAGUGAUGAAUUAACCUCCGGAGAAUUUAUUUGAUAACCAUGUAGACAGAUCGGAGUACGGACAAUUUUGAAAAUAACGAAUAUAGUUACCUGUCCGUGGUUGAAUUCCAAUGGCUCUUACUAUUCGUCUGCCGAUCUUCAUAGUAACAUCGCACUCUAAGUCAUUAUUGGAACCCUAGCACCGAAGAGGGAAGAAACGGAGACCUAGAAAAAUAAAUGAACAAACAUUCAAUUAGAUAGUGACUCUUAUAAUUUUGAGGACUAGUGGCAGUCAACGUAUUAAUCGGUCGAUUACCAUAGUCGCAACGAGGGUGGUUCCAUGAGUAAUCUCUCGAGGUAGAACGGAAGCAGAAACUCGAAACCCUUCGGUGGUAGCGAUAUCGGAACCGAUAUUCUUUCACGUGCAACGAAACCCGAACACUCGAGAGCCCCAUCUAAAUUUCUGAUCCAACAUCGGAUCCCGAGAACGAAAGAAUGUCCUCUUCCUCCGACAAUCAGUUUUACCGUCAAAGAAAAUUAUACAGACGCAAGAAGAGUAAACUUCACCAUAGCACUCCCGUGGAAACUGCUGCUGGACCAAGCAGUACCAGCAUUUCCACGAUUGAGAAGUAUUCCGCGUCGAGCACGGACAAUAAGCGAAUUCCACAGUUGUCGAAUGUACCGAAAAUAAAGCGAAAGAGGAAAACGAAAAGAAUCCCAAAGAAAUUAGAAACUGAAGAGAAUUCGGACAGCGAUUGGGUGACGAUACAGGAUACCUCGCUUAACGAGAAGGAAAAUGUACAGCCGGACACGAAGACUUCACCGAGACUAUUCUCAGAUUAUGAUUCCCCGGAACAUGUCCGUGAAGCCCAACAUUUCUAUGAUUUUUCCUUCGACCCAUCUGUUCGUCGAUCUCUUCGCUGGGAUACUGACAAUAGGAGUCCGGAGAAGAUCAAGGAUCACGUGGAGCCCUUGGCUACGGUGGAUCUUCCCAGAUUCCGAACUCCUAUUGUUGCUAUCAGUGAAGACGAGGAGGAAAACCGGACGUUCAGAAAGGAGAAUGCAGUGAAGAAAUACGUCAACAGAAAUGAGCGACGAAAACCGAAGCCGAUUAUAAUGACUGACAGGCCUAAACAGUUAUUGGACGAUGUAACGUUUCCUACCACAACUCUGGCUGAUAUACUUUGGGAUGAUCUUGUGGCGAAAAAUCCUAAAGAGAUGAGGCAGUGGGUCAAUCCGUCUUCUACAAAGAAACCGACGAAACAAAAAGACACGGAUUCUGAGGACGAGGACGAUGAAGACUGGAAAACGAAGCCUUUAUGGCCGGAAUAUAAGGUACCAGAAGGUAUGAGCGUCACGCGAGGACACUUUGAUCGUGCUCAGAAGAAAUGGAUUAGGAAAUACGAUCCUCACAAGUUUCCUGAAUCCGAAGAUAAAGAUUUCAAAAGAGACAAAGUAACGGGGGCUCGGAAGAUGACUCUGAAUCAGUACCUUCAGAAGUGUAGGUUGCAGAAGCAAAAUGAGGAAAAAAUAAACAAAAAGCGAGAAGAGAAAGGCAAGAAAAGAAAACAUAAUGUUUGGUCAAUAACAAGACGCAUAAAUUCGUCAGGCGACGAAUUACAAAGAACACAAAUUCAACACAAAGUCGAUCAAGAUUCGGAUCAAGAUUCGGAUCAAGAAUCUAUAUUUAAGAUGAAAAGGAUUUUACGGAAAAGAGAAUACGAGCUAAACAGGAGUCCUGAAAUCCAGCAUGCAAAAAGAAAAAAAACGGUGGAAGAAAAUAAACCUAAGAUAAGGUCUGUUGAAACAUUAAUCGAUUCGCGUUAUAAAAUAAAGCGAAUUGACACUGCGAAGUGAUUUGUUAAUUGAAUUGAAUUUAUUUUGAUAAACGAAUUGAUUCGUGACUUGAAGAAUACAAAAAUUGAUACUAUAAAAUAUAGAAUACGAAAUAUUUAUAGUUGAUAAAUUAAAAAUUAUUCGUAUUCCAUAUUUUACAGUAUUAAUUUUAGUAUUUUUCAAGCUGUGAAUCAAUUCGCUUUAUUUAUUGGUGAAAGAUUUUUUCGUAACUGUUAUUACGGAACAUUUUUUGAUUAUAUGGUGCAUUAUUUAUAUUAUAUUAUGUUUAUAUUAUGUUGAUAUUAUGUUUAUAUUAUUGUUGUUCCAUAGAAAGAGAAUUAUUGUUUUAAUAA
Nomia melanderi (Alkali bee) is the source of this 2216-nucleotide messenger RNA. RefSeq lists its product as uncharacterized. The record is from RefSeq and is a predicted model, not a curated record. NCBI's taxonomy places the organism in Eukaryota, Metazoa, Arthropoda, Insecta, Hymenoptera, Halictidae.